GAAAAAUUUUCCAUGGCAUUGAUUGGGACUGUAUUUCUUAAAUUUUUUAAUUUACCUCAAUGACUUGCAAUACUUUGAUAGGCUCGAAAAGUGCUUCGCAUUUGAGGAAAAGGUACUGAUUAAACGAUGACACCUGAGCAAAGGAAAGCUGAAAGGAAGCCCGCCCCACUGUCGCCUCCACCUAUUAUAGAUAUUUCUGAUGAUGAGUUGGUAUCCAUAUCUGUCAGAGAUUUAAAUAGGCAGUUAAAAUUGAGAGGCCUCACGCGGGAGGAAAUUGUUCGCAUGAAGCAGAGACGACGAACAUUAAAAAACAGAGGUUAUGCGGCAUCCUGUAGGAUAAAGCGUAUAGAACAAAAGGACGAAUUAGAAGUAGAAAAAACUCAAGAAUGGCGUGACAUGGAAAUUAUGCAGGAAGAGCUAGGCAAAAUGAGAGAGGAAAUGAUCAAUAUUGGAAAUCGAUAUGAUGCAUUAAAACAAUUUGCCAAGAAUAAUAAGAUCGCUAUUCCUCCAGAAUUAGAACACCUUUGAUUUCAA
Messenger RNA from Cylas formicarius (sweet potato weevil), 534 nucleotides. Its product is annotated as transcription factor MafK-like. The transcript is spliced from 2 exons. Gene Ontology annotation, cellular component: nucleus. Gene Ontology annotation, molecular function: DNA-binding transcription factor activity, RNA polymerase II-specific; RNA polymerase II cis-regulatory region sequence-specific DNA binding. NCBI's taxonomy places the organism in Eukaryota, Metazoa, Arthropoda, Insecta, Coleoptera, Brentidae. Gene Ontology annotation, biological process: regulation of transcription by RNA polymerase II. The record is from RefSeq and is a predicted model, not a curated record. Bases 127 to 528 code for a protein of 133 amino acids.